AUGCAAGAUAAUGCACCUAUUCAUAAAGCCAAAAAGGUCACGGAGUGGCUUGAUAUCAAUGGAAUAACUGUGAUGGAAUGGCCACCAUUUUCGCCGGAUUUGAACCCUAUCGAAAACCUAUGGUUUGAGCUCAAAUGCCUGGUUAACGCGAUCGAUCCAGAGCUUCAGUACACAACAGGAGACUCGCAAGAGACUCUCGAUCGAUUUGCAAGUGCUAUUUCAAGGGCAUGGGCGAGUAUCGAUAGGAAGAAGAUCAAGAAUGCUGUCAAGUCGAUGGAUGAGAGAGUCAACGCUGUCAUUGAAGCUAAGGGCUGGUAUACGCGAUUUUGA
Messenger RNA from Fonsecaea erecta, 330 nucleotides. RefSeq lists its product as hypothetical. The transcript has a single exon. Gene Ontology annotation, molecular function: nucleic acid binding. The coding region runs from base 1 to 330 and encodes 109 amino acids. The record is from RefSeq and is a predicted model, not a curated record. NCBI's taxonomy places the organism in Eukaryota, Fungi, Ascomycota, Eurotiomycetes, Chaetothyriales, Herpotrichiellaceae.